Molecule: messenger RNA, 428 nt
Organism: Setaria italica (foxtail millet)
Lineage: Eukaryota; Viridiplantae; Streptophyta; Magnoliopsida; Poales; Poaceae
Exons: 1
Coding region: 60-428 (122 amino acids)
Source: RefSeq, a predicted model, not a curated record
GAUCCUCGCCCAAAUUUUCCGUUCUCUCACGCACGAGCAGAGCAGAUCACUAAUCAACCAUGGCAUUGUCCCGCGCCGUCCUGCUCGUCGUCGUCGUCGUCGCGGCGGCCAUUGUGGUGGCCUUGUUGACCUCCGCCUCCGCCGCCGAGGAGUCCGGCGGCGACAAGCCGAGCGUCGUGACGCCCGUCGCGCACACCCCGGUCGGCUCUUUCGAGGGCGCCGACGGCCCCGUCGCCGACGACGCCACGGAGGACGAGCGCGCCGCGCCCGUGGGUUCCCCCAUCGGCACCACCAUGACGGAGCCCACGCCGGAGCUCGCGCCCCCCGGGGCUCCCACCAGCGGCGCCACUGCGGCUCCGGUGCUCGGCGGCGGCCGCGCAGCUGCAGUUGCUGCCACUGUGGCGGCCGCCGGCAUCUUUGCGUUCUGA